Messenger RNA from Scomber japonicus (chub mackerel), 4799 nucleotides. RefSeq names its product transmembrane O-mannosyltransferase targeting cadherins 1 (gene tmtc1). Gene Ontology annotation, biological process: RNA processing; protein O-linked glycosylation via mannose. Lineage: Eukaryota; Metazoa; Chordata; Actinopteri; Scombriformes; Scombridae. The transcript is spliced from 19 exons. Gene Ontology annotation, molecular function: mannosyltransferase activity; protein binding. The record is from RefSeq and is a predicted model, not a curated record. Bases 44 to 2650 code for a protein of 868 amino acids.
UCAUCCUCAGCCCAGCGGAGCCGCGGGAGAAGCCAGGACCGACAUGACAGCCCCGGCACGGGAGAAAAAAGCCCGCCAGCAGCCGCGAGUGAGCGUCCGGCCGGAGGCUGUGUGGGCUGCGGGUCGCUACGCUGUGCUGGCCGCCCUGUGUGCCCUCUGUUACAGCAACUCUCUCCGCGGGGAGUUGGUGCACGACGAUGUGUGGGCUAUCAUCAACAACCCGGACGUCCGACCGAGCUCCAGCCUCCGAAACAUCUUCAGCAACGACUUCUGGGGCAAGAGGAUGGCGGACAACACGAGCCACAAGUCCUAUAGACCGCUGUGCAUCCUCACCUUCAAGUUGAACAUCCUGCUGGGCGGUAUGAUGCCUCUGUACUUCCACAUGGUCAACGUGUGUCUGCACUGCGCUGUCACCUGCCUGCUCAUGCACACGUGCGAGCGCUGCGUGUUCGAGGAACCACGCCUGGCCUUCGUCACCGCACUCCUCUUCGCUGUGCACCCCGUCCACACCGAAGCUGUGUCUGGUAUCGUGGGCAGGGCUGACGUCUUGGCUUGUCUACUGUUCUUGUUGACGUUCCUCUCCUAUAUUAGGAGUGUGGGUGUAUGCUUCUCUGAGAACUCUCUGCCCUCCACGGUGUCUGCGUGCUCUCUGCUCAUCAGCCUGCUGCUGGGCACGUGCGCCAUGCUGGUGAAGGAGACUGGCAUCACGGUGUUCGGGGUGUGCGUGCUCUACGACGCCCUGGUGAUCUGCCGCAAACCUCUCAUCUAUCACCUGUCUGGCUCCAGACUCAGGGACCUUUUCCACAUCUGCAGCCCCUUCAUCAAACGAGCCGGCCUCAUCUUUGGCUAUGUGGUGAUCAUCAUGUCGGUCAGGCUGUGGCUGAUGGGAGGAUCCAUGCCUCUGUUCUCUGAGCAGGACAACCCUGCCUCCUUCUCAUCUCACCUGCUCACCAGGAUUUUGACCUACUCUUACCUGUUGUCCUUUAACGCCUGGCUGCUGCUGGCCCCCAUCGUGCUGUGCUACGACUGGCAGGUGGGCAGCAUUCCCCUGGUGGAGUCGUUCGGCGACGUGCGCAAUGUUGCCACUGUGCUGCUGGCUGUGGUGAUGGUUGCCCUCUGCCUGCACUGCGUCCUCUCACUGCAGAGACAGGAGAGCAGGGAAGUGUUGGUGGGAAUGUUGUUUCUGGUGUUUCCCUUCAUUCCUGCCAGUAACCUUUUCUUCAGGGUGGGAUUUGUCGUGGCCGAGAGGGUUCUCUACAUGCCGAGUAUGGGUUACUGUAUCCUGGUGGCUCACGGUGUGGGUCGGCUGUGUUCGGUGGUGGGCCGCUGGGGCACCACAGUCCUCAGUGUCUCCAUGCUGCUGCUGCUCCUGCUCUUCUCCUGGAAGACCGUCCAGCAGAACCACGUCUGGCUCUCCAGGGAGGCCCUCUUCCGCUCUGGUAUCCAGACUCUUCCUCACAAUGCCAAAGUCCACUACAACUACGCCAACUUCCUGAAAGACAGCGGUCGACACCAAGAGGCCAUUCACCACUACACCACUGCCCUCAGGUUAUACCCCCGCCACGCCAGCGCCAUGAACAAUCUGGGCACUCUGACACGCAGCCCAGAGGAGGCAGAGCGCUACUACAGGAAAGCACUGGACACUAACCCUCAACAUAACCGAGCUCUCUUCAACCUGGGAAACCUCCUCAAGUCCCAGGGGAAGGAGAAAGAGGCCGAGACUCUCCUGAAAGACUCGAUACGCUUCGGUUCAAAUUUCGCAGACGCUUACUCCAGUCUGGCUUCACUCUAUGCUGAACAGAAACGCUUUCCUGAAGCCAAUGAGGUGUAUGUGAAAGGUAUAGAAAACUGUCCCGACAGCUCCGACCUGCAUAACAACUACGGAGUGUUUCUGGUAGAUACGGGAGAAGGAGAGCUGGCAGCCGCUCACUACCAGCAAGCUGUCCGUCUCAAACCAGCGCACUACGUUGCCAUGGUGAACCUGGGCCGCCUGCUCCGCUCCUCCAAUGAGAACAAAGAGGCGGAGUCGUGGUACAAGAGGGCACUGCAGGUGACGAGGAAGGUGGACAUCCUGACACCGCUCGGUGCUCUGUACUACAACACGGGCCGCUACGAAGAAGCUCUGCAGGUGUACAGAGAGGCUGCCGCACUGCAGCCGGGCAGCACCGACAUCUGGCUGGCUCUGGCUCAGGUUUUAGCCAUGGCCGGUCGUACCAAAGAGGCAGAGAAGAUGACCCAGGACAUCAUAUCCAGAGAGGGCAGCUGUAUCGAAUGUUACCGCCUCCUGUCUGCCAUCUACAGCAAGCGGGGCAACUACACAGAGGCUCUGGAUGCUCUGGACAGAGCCCUGCAGCAGAAUCCCAGUGACCUGGCAGUGAGAGCAGAGCUGUAUUUCUCCAAAGGAAACCAGCUGAGAGAGAUGAACCAGCUGGACAGAGCCUUCGAGAGCUACAAGCUGGCUGUGGAACUCAAACCUGACCAGUCCCAGGCCUGGAUGAACAUGGGAGGGAUUCAGCACAUUAAGGGAGACUAUGCAGCAGCCAGAAUGUACUACCAGAGAGCCCUGCUUCUCAGCCCUGGUUCCAAACUUCUGAAGGAAAACCUGGCUAAGCUGGACCGGCUAGAGAGGAGACUGACAGGGGGGGCGUAGACCACCACCACAGUUCUUCUGGAUGCUGCACUGUCCCAGGUACAGAUCAAGGGAGGAGGGCACUGACCGGCCCUCCUGAGCCCAAACACCAGCCACUAGGCUGCUGGAUAAAACGGACCUGGUUAAAACAACAGCCUUCCUGUGUGAGAGCAGAGGAGGAAGAUGGACUUGUCAGGACUGCAGGGUGUUCGGAGGUGGACUGAGUGUCCUGGAGAUGGGGUCAAGCCUCAGUCUGGGGGUAAGAAGGAGCGGACUGGCUAGUUGAAGACCACUGGGAGCCCCAUGCAUUGCCCAAUCUGCAUCAGCUUUACUUCAGCCUUCACAUCUGCUGCAGACAUUUAAGUUGAAUUCAUUAUUAUUUAGGUUCAUGUGAAGUCUUUUUCUUUGUUGCACUUAAACACAGAUUAUAAUUCAGUCCUGCCUGUGACAAUUAUUCAUGUAUUCAAAUGAGUAAAGUGAAAGUGUGUGAAAAAAAAACUUUAUGAUGAAGGGAACAAGUGUGGAAGUUAAUUCUUGAACCUUGGGAAUAGUAUGUUUCACAAAAUCUAAGCUCAGUCAUUUAGCUAGCUUUUCAGAGAUUUUCACCACAUCUCAUGGUCUUCUUCAGUGGAUGGAGAUGGCUCAGGAGUCAUCAGGUGAUGUAAGUGUGGAACUGUGAUGAGAACAAAUGGUCAGUCAGCAUCGACUGGGAUCAAAGGGUUCAUUCAGCAGGAGUCAGUGGAUGGUUGGAGAAAUAGGUAGCACAAAGUCAAAGUUUUGCGAGUUAUAAAGAAGUCUUGGCUAUAGUCUAAAGUCCCGGAAGUCAAGACAACCCCUGAUAUACUAUGAAUACAAGUUAACUAGGAGAUUGUGACAACUGAAAUUGACUUGACGCAGCUAGAAUAUUUCACCAAAGAGCUUUACCUCUCUAAUCUACAAUUACACCUCUUCCUCUCACUAUGAGGGUGAAUUUGCAGAGGAGUUGUGCAUCUUUUAUCUCACACAAUCUUUGGCUGAGCACUUUAACCACAGUCAAGGCACACAAUUCGACCAAUUAGCUGUCUGAAGAACUGAGAUCAGUUGAUUAAAUGAGUCAAGCCUGGUGUGCUCCUGAUUGGUUGGAAUAAAAACCUUUAUGGAAUAGUUUGGACACCUCUGAUUUAAGCUUUUAAAACCUACAUUAACAUUAAAGGGGUACUGCAAAUAUUUAGUGCACCUCUAUAAAUUGACAUACUUUUUUUUAAAAAGGUUGCCUUCAAUGUCUCUGUCCAGUUUAUAAAACAAGUUUUCCUCAAACUGAUAUAAUCCUGAUUACAUCACGAUGACAUCGCCAGACACCAAUUUAGUGGAGUGCCCCAAUAAGUAGCUAUAAGUGGUAUAAUCAGCCACAUUUGUCCUUUCAGUAAACUUGAAUGCCUUAAUGUCCCACUGGGAUGAUUUGUGCUAUCACGUGUUAUCUGUCUGCACUGACAAAUGCACCUUUCCAUCCUGCGUAGGCCACCUGAUUGGCUGCUGUCAGACUGAUUGAAAAUACAUCUGUCACCAGGAAAACUAAGAGUAGAUUCUCCACAAGCCUUUUUGUGGCAUCAUUUUGAGUCUUUUGGGUUCACUUCCUAAACUUACAGGUCAUGUUCUGACACUUGAGCCAGCCCCAUUCUCUGAAGAAGUCCAUGAGAUGCAGUUGAUAGCUCCAAAAACCAUUUAAAUGGAGUUUUGAGCUUUAAUAAUGUUGUUACACUUUAAGGGAAUGAUACCAGGUUCUAUUUAAUCCCACUCCCUGUUGGAGUAUAUCAGUUAAUAUAUCAAUGGAAGCUCUCAGAUUAGAAUAGAAAUGUAAUAAGAACCAUAAGAACUGCUUCUCUUAUUUGACAUAAACCAUUCAGUGUUCAUUUGACUUCCAUGCGUAGGACUGGCUGCAGUACACAACCUGAUGUCACCAGCCUUCUGCGAGUAUAAUAAGCUAGUGUGUGUGCUCCUGUGUGUGAGGAGCUGAAAAUCGUGGCUUCAUGCUUACCAUAACCUCUGAAGAUUGCUGUUCGGUCGCUUGUUGUGGUUUUGUUGACAUUGAUGUUGAUUGUGAAUGAAAUUUUGUUGUGGAAUGACAAUGGGAUGAAAAUGAAGUGACAAGUGCAAUGACUGACUUGCACCAAGACAAUAAAGUAUAUGUUUU